Pieris rapae (cabbage white) is the source of this 852-nucleotide messenger RNA. RefSeq lists its product as uncharacterized. Gene Ontology annotation, biological process: protein import into nucleus. Bases 195 to 818 code for a protein of 207 amino acids. The transcript is spliced from 3 exons. Gene Ontology annotation, cellular component: nucleus. The record is from RefSeq and is a predicted model, not a curated record. Lineage: Eukaryota; Metazoa; Arthropoda; Insecta; Lepidoptera; Pieridae.
CUUGUGUAUUUUUUUAUUUAGAUUUUUGUCCAACGUUUUUACAAGUUAAAACUUAUUUUAAAUGUCUACCUAUCAUAAAAUAGCGUCAAGAUUUUCAAAGAAUUGUUCAUGUUGAAAAUUUAGCACUUUUCAUUAUAAUAGCGAUUAUAUAUUUUAUUCCAGUAAAUUAAUUAUAGAGUAUUCGAGUUACAAAGAUGCAGUCACUACAAGAUUCAUCUCCAGCAAUGUCUACUUCUUACAAACACUUGAAGUACAAGCAUUGCCGUUCACCAGUAGAAUUAAAGGAAAAAAUGCGAAAGGAUUACAAGAGCAAGAUUCAGCACUGUAGAGAUAUGUUGUUAAACAGGUUUAGAGAAUCCAAUGUAGAGAAUGAACUUCAAUGCACAUUAAAUGAGUUAUAUAAAAAAACCUUUAAUUUUACUGAAACAUUAUCUUUAAAUGAAGAAGAGAAUGAACUGUUUGAGGAAAUAAAAAAUGAACUAAUUCAAGAAGAACUUAAAUGGUUAAAUGAAGAAUAUGAAAAGUCACAAAUGGACAACAUUGAUUGGUCUUCAUAUCAAGUUGAAGAUCAUGUUAUUUGCCCAAUUUGCCAAAAGAAUAAUUUUAAACUUGAUAAUGGGCUGCUUCAAUGUGACAUAUGUUGUAUGGAGAUAAGGACCCAAAUAACGUCUUUAAAGGAAAUCAAAAGUAAUAUUUUUAAAUCAAUGGAAAAACAUACUUCUGAAUGUGAUACCCAGUUUUCAAUAAUUUCUGAAGGAGACCAAAGCCAUAUUUAUCUAAUAUGUGACAGUUGUUUAGACAUACAAUUAAUUGUUUAAAUAAUAAAUUAAAACUUAAGUUGGGUUACCUAAA